AGAAAUCCCAAAUUUCCUCUCUGACGUAGUUCCGUCGAUACACACACGUGCUGUGAGCUGAUAUUCUGGGUGAAAACCGUACCAGAUCUCCGGAUUUAAUCGACUCACCAAAAUGCCUAAAGUUAAAGCGGAGAAGAAAACCCGACAACACCAAGAGGUGAAGAGUCAAGGAAUCAUGUUCAACACUGGUAUUGGACAGCAUAUCCUGAAAAAUCCCUUGGUGGUUAAUGGCAUUAUUGAGAAGGCAGCCUUGAGACCUACAGAUGUGGUCCUGGAGGUCGGACCUGGAACUGGAAACAUGACCGUGAAGCUUCUGGAAAAGGCCAAAAAAGUAGUAGCGUGUGAGCUGGACACCAGGCUUGUAGCUGAACUUCAGAAACGAGUGCAGUGCACGCCAAUGCAGACAAAGCUUCAGAUUUUGGUUGGUGACGUUUUGAAGACCGAACUGCCGUUCUUUGACGUGUGUGUAGCAAAUUUACCCUAUCAGAUAUCAUCACCAUUUGUCUUCAAGCUUCUUCUUCACAGACCUUUCUUCAGAUGUGCAGUGCUGAUGUUCCAGAGGGAGUUUGCUAUGCGGUUGGUGGCGAAGCCUGGAGAUAAACUCUACUGCAGACUAUCUAUCAACACGCAACUACUGGCCAGAGUGGACCACCUCAUGAAGGUUGGAAAAAACAAUUUCAGACCUCCUCCUAAAGUGGAAUCUAGUGUGGUCAGGAUAGAACCGAAAAAUCCACCGCCACCCAUCAAUUUUCAGGAAUGGGAUGGUCUUGUCAGAAUUGCAUUUGUAAGAAAGAACAAAACUCUGAACGCAGCCUUCAAAUCUACUGCUGUUGAGCAGCUUUUGGAGAAGAACUACAGAAUUCACUGCUCCAUGCACAACAUAGAAGUACCACAGGACUUCAGCAUUACCCAGAAAAUUGAGAGCGUUCUACAGGAAGCUGAAUUUAGUGAAAAACGGGCACGAUCGAUGGACAUAGAUGACUUCAUGGUACUACUUCAUGCAUUCAACUCUGCUGGGAUCCACUUUUCAUGAAGCUCAAAUGCAGGAUAUCUGGACCAUAUAUUCAUAUUGAUAUCGCAUCUUAAUUAUAGUGUGCCUUUGGCUUGGAUGUUAAUCUCAAGGUGCUAUAACAUUAUGCUAGAAUGUUCAAUAACAAACCAGAUUUUUCACUGAGAUUUUUUAAGCACGUUGUGGUCAAAAGAUCUUGAAACAGUAGUAAACUUGAAAUAGGUUAUUACACCUCUGUUACCUCUAUAAAAGAGGAAAGCUGGCACAUGGAACCUUCGCACCUCGAAAGUAAGGCCAUUUAACAGGCUGCAGUAGGACUAAUGUGUUGGUUCCUUUCUGUGGUUCCUGUACUAAAGGCACCUUCUAGAAAUAAACCCUAUGUGUUUGUAAGAUCGAUAUAAUGCUUUAUAUGAAUAUCCCAGGAAAAUCAUGUGUUGUACAUAAAUAUUUUAAUGACUUCGUUAGCAUUUCCAUCAACUUCUCAAUACCUUUACUAAUAUGUGUUGGUACCAAAGGUACAAUUUAAAAUACUGGCUAAUGCUGCUGUUGUCUUUGUUUAGAUAAUAUACACGGAAUAAGAUUUGUGUUUAUUAUUUUAGCUAAAGGUUUCCAUACCGAAUAUAAAAAUCUUGCUUUCAAUGAAGCAAACUCUUCAGGGUGAGAGUACUCCUGCUUCUCUCAAACAAACAUACAACAUAUGCAAGUCACUUCAUUAAUUGUAUAGCCUUAUAUUAGUUUUUGUCUCUCCAACUACCUGGUCCUAAAGUCGUCUCUCUAGUGCCUGGCUUAAGUGAAGUUGGGUGAUCUGUCUUCCUGCACUGUCCCACUUUCCUGAGGCUUUACAAAGACAAGAAAAGCAGCAACACCAUCUACACUGCAAACUCUACCAACAUAACGUUCUUAUCAAAUUGGACUAUAUUCAGCCACCGGAGUCUAGUGCCAACAGUGAAAAGAUCAGCUAUAGCAACAUGGUCUGAUCCAUAUGUCUGUCUAUAGCAUCAUACAUCUUUUUUUUGUCCUGAAAAGUAGUGUUUUGAGCAACAUGUUUUCCAGAUACCAGCCAAGAUAGAGUUAAUAUACAAUGAAGCAUUCUGCAGCUGGCCAAAAAGAGCCACAGCACAGAGUAAAAAAUGAGUACGAGGACAAUGCCCUAGUAAAACCAGAAACAACAAAAUUCAUUAUUGACAAAAUACAGCUCUACUCCCACUCCAGAGCAGCAGUAACCUCAUUGAGAUCAUUAAUUUAGACAAUUUAAGUUGAACAGUAUAACUGAAACAAACACUAAAAGGACAUUACGAACCCCCCGAAAGGAGAUAAUGGAGUAAUACGACUUUAGUGGGGUCCAACAUGAGAAACAGGGUUAUAUAAAGUGCAGAUGGGCCUGGUCUGCCAUGCUGGUAACAGAGAAUGGGGUACAGGUUAUUAAAAGCACAUGCAUUCGGUUUAGAUCAGCUUCAAAAAAUGAAGGUGGUAAAGACCCUAAAAUGUAGGACAAUGUAGUUAACAGCCAUUAACUAAACUUUAAAAAAGUAAAUAAAUACAAAUACACAGAAAAGAAA
Molecule: messenger RNA, 2568 nt
Organism: Hemibagrus wyckioides
Lineage: Eukaryota; Metazoa; Chordata; Actinopteri; Siluriformes; Bagridae
Gene: dimt1l
Product: DIM1 dimethyladenosine transferase 1-like (S. cerevisiae)
Exons: 12
Coding region: 113-1033 (306 amino acids)
Biological process (GO): rRNA methylation
Cellular component (GO): mitochondrial matrix
Molecular function (GO): rRNA (adenine-N6,N6-)-dimethyltransferase activity
Source: RefSeq, a predicted model, not a curated record